Anoplopoma fimbria (sablefish) is the source of this 4918-nucleotide messenger RNA. It is a transcript of the gene lonrf2, whose product is annotated as LON peptidase N-terminal domain and ring finger 2. NCBI's taxonomy places the organism in Eukaryota, Metazoa, Chordata, Actinopteri, Perciformes, Anoplopomatidae. Bases 429 to 2690 code for a protein of 753 amino acids. Gene Ontology annotation, molecular function: protein binding. The transcript has 12 exons. The record is from RefSeq and is a predicted model, not a curated record.
UGGAGUUCUCCUGCGACGGGCUUUCUGGGUUUACAGCUUGAAUAUACACAAUCCAAGACGUGCAGUUCCUGUGCCACAAUAAGGGUCUUCAUUGGAGUCCACAUGGGAGGAAAGGAACCAGGGACUGUGGAGGAACACAGGCAGGAUUAAGGUUCUAACUCGGGUUUUACGCACGACUUGAGAGGACUCUCCCCGGAAACGCGCUGCAGAAUAUGAGCCUGUGUUCUCCAGAAGAGAUCAUAUGAGCUGAGGUUCUAGAAGGAGCAGUGCUGCCGGGUGGAGGAGAGGCAGGAGUGGAGAGGUUGGAGGAUACCCGGCUCCUCCAUUGAUGCGGGGCAGAGAUGCCACACAGAAGGACCAUUCUCCAAGAUGCAUUUAUUGAUCUCCAUGUGGGGAAUUCAAGAAGAUACUGGGUCGUAUGAGUCGGAAUGACCUCCGUGGGGAUCAGCCCUGAGAUGCUGGAGGUGGCAGAGGAGGCCACCCGGGCUGGAGACUUCAGCCUGGCUGUGGAGAUCUACAGCUCCCAGCUUCAGGACCUCCAGCAGCCGGACAGAUGGUUGUGUCUGAGGAAGGCCGACUCUCUGACCCGGGCUGGGAGGAUCUCAGAAGCUUUGGACUCCUACUGCACGGUGGCCAACCUGGGGAAGCUGAGCCCAGAGGAGCUCUCCAUCCUGGUGGACACCAUUGCUCGGACACUGCGGGAGAAGGAGUUGGGCAUCUCCAUCACUGGGACCAGCAUUACGCACGGAGAGGAUGGAGCUGACAGUGAUGGAGAGGACCACCCAUUGGACCUGUUCUCCUGUCGGCUCUGCAGGUGUCUCCUCCAUGAACCCACCACCCUGGAGUGUGGGCACACCUUCUGCAAAAGCUGUGUGGAGGAGGACUCCGUGGAGCAAUGCACACACUGCAAACAGAAGAUGAACAGCAAGGACGCACUGCCCAAUGGCCGCAGGCUGGACGUGGUCCUCAGUGGCCUGCUGGACAAGCUCUUCUCCACAGAGAGCAGAGCCAGGAAGUUCUGGAUGGAGGGAGAGCUGCUGUGGAAGAACCAGAAGCUCUCUGACGCGUUGGAGAAGUACAACUCUGCAGUGGAUCUGGUGCCCUCUAAAGGCAGACUGCUGAGUCAGCGGGCUGAGUUGCACAUGGAGAUGAGGAACUUCAGUCAGGCCGUUCAGGACGCCAGCAUCCUCUGUGGGAUGAAACCUCUGUGGACGAAGGCCCACUGUCUUAAAGCGACGGCGCUGAGUGAAGCGGGCCGUAAGGACGAGGCUCUGCAGGAGUACCUGGUGUGUGUGGCUCUGAAACCAGACUGGACCAAAGUCAAACUGGAAGCUCAGAAGGUCCUCAGCGAGGUCUUCUCCUCCGUCUUUGAGGAACAGGACAUACCGACGCCGCUGCACCCGCUGCAGGGAGGGAUGAACACCCGCCUCAUCAAACCCCCCGCCCUGCUGAGGACGCUGAGGCCGCUCACACAGAAGCCCGGCGCCACCUCACAGGACUCAGAGUUCAGUUUGACUAAAAGCCCUCCGGUGGACGGCUCGUCCUCCAGACUCUCCCCUCCGUCUCCCGGUAGGUCAGAGAGUGUUGUGGGGGAGAAGAGCACCAAGAGCCUGGCCGGCGUCCUGGCUGCUCUGCCGGCUGCCCCCGGUGGCCUGAAGAGGAAACACAGUGGAGAUGGACCGUCGGCGGUCUUCAACCCGCCCUCCAAACUGCUCCGACCCGACGAUGAGAGCAGCGCUCAGACGACCUCGGCGUUCAGAGGACGGACGUUUCCUGCUGAGCUGUUGGACAGCGGAGACAUGGAGUGUUCACUCUGCAUGAGGUUGUUCUACGAGCCGGUGGCCACUCCCUGCGGACACACCUUCUGUCUGAAAUGUCUGGAGCGCUGCCUCGACCACAACUCCAACUGUCCUCUGUGCAAAGAGAACCUGUCUGAGUAUCUGGCCACUAGGGGCUACAGCAAGACCCUGCUGAUGGAGGAAGUGCUGCAGCGUUACCUAGGAGACGAGCUGGCAGAGAGGAAGAAGAUCCACGAAGAGGAGAUGAAGGAGCUGUCCAACUUGAACCAGGAAGUUCCGAUCUUCGUGUGCACCAUGGCGUUCCCCACCAUCACCUGCCCGCUGCACGUGUUCGAGCCCCGCUACCGCCUCAUGAUCCGCCGCUCCAUGGAGACCGGCACCAAGCAGUUCGGCAUGUGCAUCGCCGACGAGCUCAAAGGCUUCGCCGACUACGGCUGCAUGCUGGAGGUGCGAGACGUCAAGUUCUUUCCUGACGGUCGCUCGGUGGUCGACACCCUCGGCGUGUCGCGGUUCAAAGUCCUCAGCCACGGGCAGAGAGACGGCUACAACACGGCCAAGAUCGAGUACCUGGAGGACAAGAAGGUGGAGGGGGGGGAGCUGGCGGAGCUCCUGAAGCUGCACAACGCCGUGUACGAGCAGGCCAACAACUGGUUCACCUCCCUGAAGGACAACAUGAAGAGCCAGAUCCUCAGCCACUUCGGACACCUUCCCAGCAAAGACUCCGACCCACAGGCGAGUCCCAGCGGUCCGGCCUGGUGCUGGUGGCUGCUCGCCGUCCUGCCGCUGGAGAACCGAGCCCAGCUCACCAUCCUGGCCAUGACCUCCCUCAAGGACCGCCUCAUCGCCAUCCGCAGGGUCCUCAUCUUCGUCACGAGGAAGAGGCCGCGGUGAUCGCCCGGAGGAAACUGACCCUGAACCUGAACGUCUGGGACUUCUACCAAGUUCAGCAGAUCACUCAUGACUGACUCAUCCUCUCAUGUGGGCGUCCGUUACCUCUGUCAUCUCCUCGCCGGUUCUCUCAGACGCUCAUGGACUCCUCGCUGUGUCGUGUAGCACACGUCAGACACACCGAGAGCGUCCACCUUCAUCUUCUCACCGGAUGAAAUCUCACCAACAUCACAUCUCCUGUCAGGUCAAGCUGCUUCACUUCCAUUCAGAUGAUUCACCUGAAGGAGCAAAAAGAAAACAUCCCGUCAUUGUUCCGACUUAUACUGAGCAGUAUUUCUUCUUUAGCUGAAACUGAACCUUUCUGUGCAAAAAAGAACUCCUGAAAAAUGAAGCAAAAAAUUGAAAAAAAACUAGCAGCGUGGCGGCGAAACACGCCACAGUGAAUGUACCCGGUCUGACUGUAGUAUGUGGCCGUUUCUAUUUCUAUUUUCUCCUACCUGUAUUUACAGAAUACGUUUGGCGAGGUGCACAUGAGGCCGGAGGUGCGUGUGCAUCAGCUGCUUCCUGACUGAGCCAAAAAAAAAACCUGGAGCUUUCUACCUGCUGCCUCACCUGCUGGUGGGCGCGUACCUCAGACCGUCAGUAGAGGGCGCCACGAGACUGUGACCGCGCCCUCCAUAACACUAACAAACCACAGACGUGCUCCGCUUGCUGUCAUAAGAGAUUAAAAAGCAUUUAAAGAAAAAUGCAGAAACAAACGCACCCUUCAAGUUGAUGUGGAGCGUCGUGUCCUGUUGUAGCAUAUCUCUGGGACGUCACACAGACGUAGUUAUGGGUUUGAUUGUAUAUUUUCUUCUUCUUCUUCUUGUGUUCUUUAUGUUUCUCUCUCUCUGCUAUGUACGUGUAUGGUGAACUCUUAAGUCGGGGGGGAUUCACGUGUCUAUCAAUGUAACUCUGAGGCCUUUUUAAUGUUUUAUUUAAGAACAUUUCACCCUCUAUGUCUCUUUCUCUUUCAGAUACGUUUACAUGCACGCUGUCAUGUGAUCACUUGUGUUUAUGUUCAGUGUUUCUCUCCAGAACAUGUGGUGCGAAUCCUCAAAGGCAUCACUGACGUGUUCUCAUUUAAUCUUAGAUUCACACCACUGACUGCUGAUCAGUGGAGGAGCUUUAAACAUGUUGGCAGCAGUGUGAUCUCUGCACAGAGCUAUUAACAAAACUGGAUACUAUGAAUGUAACGGGUUAAAUGUUGCACAAUAAUGACCCCGCAUUCAAAAUGUACAUGAUGGUUAGAUUAAAGGUACAAUAUGGAAAUUCUAAAUUAUUUAUUUUUUCUUCAUUAGACAGAGGAAGGUGUGGAGAAAAGAAUGGAAACGGAGAGAAAAAGGGUCUGAAGAGUGAAUCCAAAGAUGAAUGUCUUAAAGCUGCAUUCUCUCUGCUGUCCACCAGGGGGCGACUCCUCUGGUUGUAUAGAAGUCUAUGAGAAAAUGACUCUACUUCUCUCUUGAUUUAUUCCCUCAGUAAACAUUGUAAACAUGAGUUUAUGGUCUCAAUCUCUAGUUUCAAGUCUUCUUCAAUACAGCAUGAUGUUCAUUUAGUAAAUGAUGCUCCAUUUAGAGUCAAACAGACCAUAAAGCAGGGGAUGCUUUAGGGCGGGGCUACACACUGAUUGACGUUUACAGUCUGUGGUUAUGACAUGAAACAAAGGUUAUGUAGCAUUCAUUUCAAACAUGUUCACUUUGUUUUGCCACUAGUAGCUCAGUGGAGGAAUGUAUUUAUGAGAUGCUUACAGUUGUGUUUACAGCAAGCUUCUCCACUGAUCUUCUGGUUGCUAUAACAACUGGAGGAAGACUGCUAUCUGAUGUAAACAAGACACGUUUUAAAAUAUUCAGCUUUGCAAAUGUUUGCUUUUCUGAGGAUUCAAUUUGUUUUGGUUAGAAACACUGAAUGUAAACUUCUUUUAAAAGGAUGAAUGAAUGAUGGAAGAAGUGUUGAAGUCACAUUAAGGUUAACUCUAACUGACAGCCAGCUGUGUGUUGUGAUGUCAUUCUCAGCGUGCGUCUAAACUCCCGUCUCUCUCUCUUUGUGUAAAUCUGUCCUUCCAGAUGUUUGUGGCUCCUCUGCAGUCACGUGCUCGCCGUGCGGCGCCGGUUCACAACGUGCUGCGUUUCCCUGGUAUAUUUGUUAAGGGAGAUCUUAUACCUAUUUUUUAUUGCAAAUAAAGAAAGACUCCU